GUUUCAAUAUUGAACCGGAAGUGGAAGAAAUACACAGUCGGAACAUUUGUGACUUUGACUUGUCGUUUCCUCUGCACGUCCCAGGAUGCCGGUACUUUGCUUGCCGUGCCGGAAAGGAAGUAGCCGCGUCGAUGCUGGUUGCUCGUGACCGAGCUUCGGUGACCUUUCCUGAGGAGCCGCGCAGGAGAAGAACCAGUCUGCGGGAGAAGUAAGCGGCUCUCUUCGCUCUCCGGGGAAGGAGGUGUCUAAAAAGGCCCGCGGAAAGGAUAUCUGGUCUCAGCAACGAAUGGUAGCCUUCUCCCGUUGCACGCCGGAGUGACGCUGCUUUUGGACGAGCCUCUCCUUUCCCCCGUUACUCUGAUGUGUUUAAAGGACUAGGGGACACUAUGGUCUGUGCUGCUCUUUUUGCUAUUCCUCCAUUACUGAGAAGUAUUACUGGAGUUUUUCCCAUUUGUUCUUUGCCUUUACCUCUGAGAUAUGCAGCGUUACGUUUUUGCACGGUAAAUGGCAAAAUGAAAUCGAAAAGAAAGGCUGAUCAUCUGGAGAGAACAGCAAAGGACUUUCGGCAGGAGAUUAUUUCUAAAGCAAAAGUGUGUGGAAUCACCAGUGAAUCUGAAACAGUUAAAAGACUCCGUUUGGCAGUCACAGAUAAAGAAUUUACUUUUAAAGCAGGACAAUGGGUAGACUUCUUUAUUCCUGGAGUUGCUGUAGUUGGUGGAUUCUCAGUGUGUUCAAGUCCUGGUCUGCUGGACCAGGAAGGAGUAUUGGAACUAGCAGUAAAACAUACAACGCACCCUCCUGCUCACUGGAUUCACACUCAGUGUACCCUUAACUCAGAGGUGGCUUUGCGAGUGGGAGGCAACUUCUUCUUUGAUCCUCAACCAGCUGACUCUCCUUCAAAUCUAGUGCUCAUCGCCGGUGGAGUAGGGAUUAACCCUUUGUUUUCUAUACUGCUUCAUGUCGCAGACCUUCAUACAAUCCAAGAGAGAAAAGGAACUGGGUACAAAAUGGGAACGACAAAUCUCUUCUACUGUGCCAAAAAUACACAUGAGCUGUUAUUUAGGAAACAUAUCCUCGGUUUGACAAAUGCAUUUCCAGGAAAAAUCACAUGCAGCUUCCAUGUUACUCAGCAGAGUUCACCAAUCUGUGAAAAACGUCAGCCUUAUAUUAAGGAAGGAAGAAUAUCUGCAGAUGAUCUAGAACAAUGUAUCUCCAAGGAUACUUUGUGGUAUAUCUGUGGUCCACCUCCAAUGAUAGAAUCUAUAUCGAAGCUGCUAGCAAACCUUGGUGUGGCUCAAGAUAAUAUUUUGUUUGAAAAGUGGUGGUAGUACAUAGCAAUCCUUCAGCAGAAAUUAAAAAUAAAGAAAAUGGAAUACACACAUAUGGAUAAAUACUGACGAAUGUUAAGAGUUUACAGAAAACAUACUUUUCCAUUUGCCCCAAUGAGACUUUUAUGUAUGGAAUUACGUUAACUUAUUCUAAAUUUGGCCACUCAAUUGUGAAAAAAUAAACACAGUACACUUUAUAAUCAAGACUAACUUGUAUGUGUCUGACUCAAUUGUAACUUCCAAAAGUAAAUAAUAUAUUUCCUUAA
This is a messenger RNA of Rhineura floridana, 1594 nucleotides long. Its product is annotated as oxidoreductase NAD-binding domain-containing protein 1-like. Gene Ontology annotation, molecular function: oxidoreductase activity. The coding region runs from base 387 to 1328 and encodes 313 amino acids. The transcript has 8 exons. The record is from RefSeq and is a predicted model, not a curated record. Lineage: Eukaryota; Metazoa; Chordata; Lepidosauria; Squamata; Rhineuridae. Gene Ontology annotation, cellular component: mitochondrion.